Rhipicephalus sanguineus (brown dog tick) is the source of this 1734-nucleotide messenger RNA. RefSeq lists its product as uncharacterized. Gene Ontology annotation, biological process: proteolysis. Bases 1 to 1734 code for a protein of 577 amino acids. The transcript is spliced from 2 exons. The record is from RefSeq and is a predicted model, not a curated record. Gene Ontology annotation, molecular function: nucleic acid binding; aspartic-type endopeptidase activity; zinc ion binding. NCBI's taxonomy places the organism in Eukaryota, Metazoa, Arthropoda, Arachnida, Ixodida, Ixodidae.
AUGAACGCCGCUAUCCCUCCGCCUCCGUUUCUCCAGUGUCCCGGCAUACCACCUAUUCCAUGGAGACAGUGGCGUCCUGUGUUGCAGGUAUACAUCGACGCCGCGGCCAGGGACGCCUCGCCGGAACACAAGAAGACGCUGCUUCUGAACGCCUUAGGCGUCGAGGGACUGAACACCUAUCUGCGUGUCGCCGAAGAUGAGCAGCAGCCGGGAGCCGACCGGCCAACUCAGGAGGAGACGCCGAGCGUGUACGACGCAGCCCUUGCGCUGCUCAGCCAAAUUUUCGACCCCCAACCGGACGCGGCGUGCCUGCGCGCCCGCUUCAAAUCUCUGUGCCAGGGACCGGACGAGUCGGCGGUCCAAUUUAUCCAAGAAGUGCGCCGACUAGCCAAGCUUUGUGAAUUCGGCGCGGCGAGCGAUCUCCUUGCUUAUGACCAGAUCGUCUCUGGCAUCGCGUCGCCGCACCUGAAACGGACUUUCUACAAAUUGGGCAAGGAAUUCACCGAACAGAAGGCGCUCGACAUUGCCAAGGAGGAGGAGCGCGUCGAUCGCGCCUUACUACAGCUUUCCGGAGUUCAAGUCGACGCCGUAUCGUCGCGUACUGUUCAAGACGGCGGCGCAACUCGCCGAAUUCGUCAAAAUGGCGGGCCUAAUGGUGGCCGUCCUCCUCAAGCUUCGCCGCAAGAUGGCGCCGGCGGCACUUCGUCUGCGUGCACCCCCUCGGCCACCACUGCUGCGGACACCUCCUCUCCAGCUGCGCCGCCGGGUCGCGCGGGUGCCUGUUACCGCUGCGGAUCGACGCGGCAUUGGGCCAACUCCGCCGCCUGCCCAGCCAGGAGCCGGACGUGUUCGCGAUGCGGACGUCGUGGACAUUUCGCGCGGGUCUGCCGCACUACUUCGGAAUCUCCAACCGGUCAUCAGGGCACGUCAACGGUGACCAAUACAGUCACGGUCCUACAAGUGGACAAACCGGUCACCACUGUCGGACUUCAUCUUCCUGUGCGGAUCAAUGGAUCCAUUUGCAACAUGCUCAUCGACACGGGAGCGGCUGUGUCGCUACUCAACGUCCAGGAUUAUAAAAGGAACUUUUCCCAUAUCAAGCUCCUACCUUCGCAUCUUGUCCUACAAAACUACUCCGAGCAAGCCAUACAUAAUCACGGCUAUUUCAAGGCAACAGUCCUGUACAACGGUAACUCCGCUACGAUUCCCUUCUACGUCACGGAUAAAGGCACCUCGCUCCUGGGAUUGGAUGCCAUUCGUGCUCUGAAAAUAGUCAUCAGAGGGGAGACCCUUACUUGUUCGCUCGUCGACUCUUCGGCGGUUCCGGCGAAUGCGCCACCGGAGUAUCAUCACCUAUUUUCGUCGGACAUCGGCACCGUCCGCAAUUACAUUCAUCGUGUCAAGCGUCGACCUGACGUGCAGCCCGUGGCGGCCAAACUGCGUCGCCUUCCUUUCUUGUUGCGGCAACAGGUUGCCGACGAGUUGCAACGACUAGAGUCGACUGGCAUCAUCGAGAGGGUGGAUGCUUCGGACUGGGUGUCUCCUUUGGUCGUCGUCCGCAAGAAGGACAAUUCCAUCCGACUAUGUGUUGAUCUCCGUGAGCCGAACAAGGCCAUCCUAGUGGACGGGUUCCCUCUGCCUCACAUCGAGGAACUUUUACAACCGUUAUCAGAGCUCCUUAGCGGCACCGGUUCAAAGUCCCGCUGUGGUGCCCAGCCACCAUACUUCUACUGA